AUGAAUGAGUAUUCAACAGCAUUAUCAUCUCAUGAAAAAGCAAUAGAAAUCUAUCAAAAGAUCCGACAUUCAAAUCAUUCGAAUCUAGCUGAUACAUACAUUAGUAUUGAUACAAUUUGUCAAAUAAUGAAUAAUCAUUCAAAAGCACUUCUAUGUUACGAAAAAGCAAUGAAAAUCUAUAGAAAAACGCUUCCACGAAAUCAUCCUAGUUUUAUUAUUCUUUACAAUAAUAUUGCAUUGGUAUAUGGUUAUAUGGAAAAAUAUUCGACAGCUCUUUCAUUUCAUAUGAAAGCGUAUGAAAUUCGACAGAAAAUAUUCUUAUCAGAUUAUAUCGAGAUAGUUGAAUCUUGUAAUAAUAUCGGUUUGGCAUAUUCUUAUAUGGGUGAAUAUUCCAAAGCACUCUUAUAUCAUGAAAAAGCACUUAACAUUCAACAGAAAAUUCUACCUGAAAAUCAUUCCGACUUAGCUAUUACUUAUAGUAACAUUAGUUCAAUCUUUCGUUGUCUAGGCGAUUACUCAAAAGCACUUUCAUCAUAUGAAAAAGUACUUGAAAUUCAGCAAAAAAAUCUACCAUCGAUUCAUUCUGAUUUAGCUUUCUCCUUUAAAAAUAUCGAUAUAUCAACACAUACUCUCUCUCCAGAUGAUUUUGAAUUUGCUGAUUCUUAUUAUAAUAUUGGCUUAGUAUAUCAACAAAUGGGAGAUCAUAUAAAUGCACUUAUAUUUUUUGAACGUGCUUUAAAUAUUAUGCAACAUUCAUCAUCUGAGAAUCAUCCAAGUCUUCAAAUAUUUGAAGAACAUAUCAAAAGUUUAAAAGAAUAA
Messenger RNA from Adineta steineri, 819 nucleotides. The record is from the annotation of a GenBank genome assembly. NCBI's taxonomy places the organism in Eukaryota, Metazoa, Rotifera, Eurotatoria, Adinetida, Adinetidae.